Molecule: messenger RNA, 189 nt
Organism: Blastomyces gilchristii SLH14081
Lineage: Eukaryota; Fungi; Ascomycota; Eurotiomycetes; Onygenales; Ajellomycetaceae
Exons: 1
Source: RefSeq, a predicted model, not a curated record
ACUAUUCCGUUACACUCCACAGAUUCCACGUACGCUCCGAUCUUCGGCCAUUCUCGAUCGCCACUCCGAUUCUCGGCCAUUCUCGAUCACCGAUCCUCGGCUGCUACGAACGCGCAUAUAUUCUUCCGCCCCGAAGCUCCACCGCGUACGCCACCACAUACACAUAUAAAUAUCCACCUCGAUCGCUGA